UCUCCUCCUCCUGGGAAUUCCCGGAAUGUCUUCCUUCCGCGGUCCUGAAUCUCCCACCUGUCUUCCCUCCUACCUUCCUAGAGCUAGGGAGAGAUGGGGAAGAGGGUGGGGCUCUUGGACCAUCUAGAAAUGCUUGGCAGGGUUUUAAACCUUCCCAGCACCACCCAGACUUCACUCGAAAAUGUGUCUUUCGAGCCCUAAGGAGUUCAAAGACAUUGAGGAUUUUCCAUCGUUGCCUCCUUUUCAGUGCCAUCACCUCCUCCUGUGCCUUGGGCUCCCUCCCCAGACCUUUCCUCAUAGACUUGAACCUUGCCAAUGGACCUGAUUGGUUUUGGUUAUGCAGCCCUGGUGACAUUUGGAAGCAUUUUGGGAUAUAAGCGGAGAGGUGGUGUUCUGACUUUGAUUGCUGGUCUUUCUGUUGGAUUUUUGGCUGGCUGUGGAGCUUACCGUGUCUCCAAUGACAAGCGAGAUGUAAAACUGUCCCUGUUUACAGCUUUCUUCCUGGCCACCAUAAUGGGGGUGAGGUUUAAGAGAUCCAAGAAAAUCAUGCCAGCUGGGCUGGUUGCAGGUUUAAGCCUCAUGAUGAUCCUGAGACUUGUCUUACUGCUGCUCUGAGAAUCCGCAGGAACUGAAAACUAAAUUUGAGUCAUUCUGCUGUAAUGGGCAGAGCCUACUCUUUGUAUUGAAAAGAUAAAUUCCAAUAUGGAAUGUUCACCGUGGUCUUAUUAUAUAGUAGAAACUGCAAAGGAAACACUGUCACCUCUAAUACAGACACUAGUUUGAGGGAUUUUUUUUUUUUUUUAAACAAAUGGUUCAACUGUUUUCUAAUUGUCAGGUACUGGUUUCAUUAAAGAUAUUUAAUAAAUCGUGAGACACUGUUUCA
Molecule: messenger RNA, 883 nt
Organism: Balaenoptera ricei (Rice's whale)
Lineage: Eukaryota; Metazoa; Chordata; Mammalia; Artiodactyla; Balaenopteridae
Gene: TMEM14A
Product: transmembrane protein 14A
Exons: 6
Coding region: 316-615 (99 amino acids)
Biological process (GO): regulation of heme biosynthetic process
Cellular component (GO): mitochondrial membrane
Source: RefSeq, a predicted model, not a curated record